Messenger RNA from Stegastes partitus (bicolor damselfish), 632 nucleotides. Its product is annotated as dynein light chain roadblock-type 2-like. Bases 97 to 387 code for a protein of 96 amino acids. NCBI's taxonomy places the organism in Eukaryota, Metazoa, Chordata, Actinopteri, Pomacentridae. The transcript has 4 exons. Gene Ontology annotation, biological process: microtubule-based movement. Gene Ontology annotation, cellular component: cytoplasmic dynein complex. The record is from RefSeq and is a predicted model, not a curated record.
CGUCUGAGCUGCACUGCGCCUGCGCCUGACGUCCCUUCCGUUUCUCUUGGCAACAGAGACAAGCGGAGAAGAGACGGAGGAGCCGCAGCAGACAAAAUGGAUGAAGUUGAAGAAACACUGAGGAGAAUUGAAGCCAGUAAAGGUGUGAUUGGAACCAUAGUUGUCAAUGCAGAAGGUAUUCCCAUCAAAACUACUUUAGAUAACCCCACAACUGCUAAAUAUGCAGAACUUCUGUGCCAGCUCUCGACGAUGGCCAGGAACACAGUCAGAGAUAUUGACCCUCAGAAUGACUUCACCUUCCUCCGCAUCCGCUCAAAGAAACAUGAGAUCAUGGUUGCAGUCGAGAACAGCUAUCUGCUGAUAGUCAUCCAGGACCCAUGUGAAUAACUGGCAGGCAUUUCCAUGGGACUCAGCCUUUGUCACAUGGUGGUGUUUUAUCUGGGGAAAAGAUUUUUUCUCUGUGUUAUGCUGCUCCAUGUACUGCGUAAUCCCUCUUUUUCUACUUGGCACUCAUAGCCUUUCAUAAUAUGACACAUUGCUUGUUUUAGUGUCACUAUUUCUUUCAUUUUACUUCUUUGUGUUGACAUUAAAUAAGUCUGUGAAAUAAAGCUGCUUGUCAUUGUGCAAUACUA